AUGAUGAUUCUACAAUGUAUGGUCGUUAUUAUUGCUGCAUUGUUUUCGCAACUUCCCUCAAGUCAUGCACAAGGCGGCAAUGCAUGUACAAACGCAGCAAUAAACCUAUGUAACCCAUAUCCAUGUGUUCAAAUAGGUAAUGCUCCUCAAUGUCUUUGCAAUGGUGGUACAGUAGCACCUAGUGCAGCCGCGUGUAAUGGUGGUGUAAUAACGACUCAAAGUCCAAUUAUUUUUCCAAAUCAAUGUGGAAAUGCUAUAUGCCCAGCUAAUGCUGAAUGUAUACCAACCAAUCAAAAUCCAUCACAAUAUGUAUGUGUUUGUGCGACUAACGUUCUUGCGAAUCCCGAUUGCCCAUUAGUUCCGUUACCUAAUAAUCCAUGUGAUCGUGCUAACCCAUGUCAAGCCGGUAGUCGCUGUGUUGCCAAUCCAAUAACUCUUCAACCAGUUUGCAUCUGUCGAACAGGUACUUAUGGGCAAAAUUGCGGUUAUCCAUGUCGUACAGGAUGUGAUAUUAAUUGGUGUUAUAAUGGUGGUCGAUGCACUAAUGCCUAUGGUCAACCAUAUUGUUCCUGUGGACUAAACUAUCGUGGUCGACGAUGUGAACUUCGAUAUAAUAGUCAAAAUUAUGUCUAUUUAUAUUAUAAUCCAGGUUCACGUUGGUAA
Molecule: messenger RNA, 663 nt
Organism: Rotaria socialis
Lineage: Eukaryota; Metazoa; Rotifera; Eurotatoria; Philodinida; Philodinidae
Source: the annotation of a GenBank genome assembly